Mesoplodon densirostris (Blainville's beaked whale) is the source of this 802-nucleotide messenger RNA. It is a transcript of the gene UBE2F, whose product is annotated as ubiquitin conjugating enzyme E2 F (putative). The record is from RefSeq and is a predicted model, not a curated record. Gene Ontology annotation, molecular function: NEDD8 transferase activity. Gene Ontology annotation, biological process: protein neddylation. Gene Ontology annotation, cellular component: nucleus. Lineage: Eukaryota; Metazoa; Chordata; Mammalia; Artiodactyla; Ziphiidae. The coding region runs from base 151 to 708 and encodes 185 amino acids. The transcript is spliced from 10 exons.
GAGUCCCCGCCCCGCCACUUCCGGUCUCGCCGCCCGGAGCCGGUGCGGCUGUGAGGGGCUGCGUUUCGCCGCCGCCGGCCGGCCGGGCAUGGUGUUGGGUGCCGGGCCCGCCUCGCCUGUCUCGGGGUGCCCAGGAUAAAGGUAGCAGUGAUGCUGACGCUGGCAAGCAAACUGAAGCGGGAUGACGGUCUCAAAGGGUCCCGGGCGUCAGCCACAGCCUCUGACUCCACUCGGCGGGUUUCUGUGAGAGACAGGCUGCUUGUCAAAGAGGUUGCAGAACUUGAAGCUAAUUUACCUUGUACGUGUAAAGUGUAUUUUCCUGAUCCAAACAAGCUUCAUUGCUUUCAGCUAACUGUCACCCCAGAUGAGGGUUACUACCAGGGUGGAAAAUUUCAGUUUGAAACUGAAGUUCCUGAUGCGUACAACAUGGUGCCUCCUAAAGUGAAAUGCUUGACCAGGAUCUGGCACCCCAAUAUCACAGAGACAGGCGAGAUAUGUCUCAGUUUACUGAGAGAACAUUCGAUUGAUGGCACCGGCUGGGCCCCCACGAGGACACUGAAGGAUGUUGUUUGGGGAUUAAACUCUUUGUUUACUGAUCUUUUGAAUUUUGAUGACCCACUGAAUAUUGAAGCUGCAGAACAUCAUUUGCGGGACAAGGAGGACUUCCGGAAUAAAGUUGAAGACUACAUUAAGCGCUACGCCAGAUGACAGGAGGAGAGGGCUGCGGGGCCGUGGACCGUGCGUUACCAGUUUGUCUCCAGCUGAAACGAGAAGGGAGUCUCCUCCCGUCCUCGGCUCCCCU